AUGAAAGCAUUAGCAAGACUUGUUCUGGGACUUGUCAUCUUUGAUGCUGCUGUGACUGCUCCAACGUUAGAGCCCAUCAACUAUGACUCAGAAACUUAUGACGCCACCUUGGAAGACCUGGAUGAUUUAUACAACUAUGAAAACAUACCUAUUGGCCAAGCUGAGAUUGAAAUAGCAACAAUGAUGCCUUCAGGGAACAGAGAGCUCCUCACCCCGCCCCCACAGCCAGAGGAGGCUGAAGAGGAAGAGGAGGAGGAGUCCACCCCCAGGCUGAUUGACGGUUUUUCCCCACAGGAACCUGAAUUCACCAGGGUUCUGGGUCCACACACCAGUGAAGAUUUUCCAACCUGCCUUCUGUGUACCUGUAUAAGUACCACUGUAUACUGUGAUGACCAUGAACUUGAUGCUAUUCCUCCACUGCCCAAGAACACUGCUUAUUUCUAUUCCCGCUUUAACAGAAUUAAAAAGAUCAACAGAAAUGACUUUGCAAGCCUAAAUGAUUUAAGGAAGAUUGAUUUGACAUCAAAUUUAAUAUCUGAAAUUGAUGAAGAUGCAUUCAAAAAGCUGCCUGAACUCAGAGAGCUUAUCCUACGUGACAACAAAAUAAGGCAACUUCCAGAUUUGCCAACCAGUCUGACCUUCAUUGAUGUUAGCAACAAUAGACUGGGAAGAAAAGGGAUAAAGCAAGAAGCAUUUAAAGAUAUGUAUGAUCUCCAUCACCUCUACCUCACAGAUAACAACUUGGAUCACAUCCCUCUGCCACUCCCAGAAAACCUACGGGCCCUUCAUCUCCAGAAUAACAACAUUCUGGAGAUGCAUGAAGAUACAUUCUGUGAUGUUAAAAAUUUGACUUAUAUUCGGAAGGCACUAGAAGAUAUCCGAUUGGACGGAAACCCUAUCAAUCUCAGCAAAACUCCUCAAGCUUACAUAUGCCUACCUCGUUUGCCUAUUGGGAGUCUUGUCUAA
Molecule: messenger RNA, 966 nt
Organism: Myotis lucifugus (little brown bat)
Lineage: Eukaryota; Metazoa; Chordata; Mammalia; Chiroptera; Vespertilionidae
Gene: EPYC
Product: epiphycan
Exons: 6
Coding region: 1-966 (321 amino acids)
Molecular function (GO): protein binding
Source: RefSeq, a predicted model, not a curated record